Messenger RNA from Asparagus officinalis (garden asparagus), 1050 nucleotides. RefSeq lists its product as uncharacterized. The record is from RefSeq and is a predicted model, not a curated record. NCBI's taxonomy places the organism in Eukaryota, Viridiplantae, Streptophyta, Magnoliopsida, Asparagales, Asparagaceae. The transcript is spliced from 7 exons. The coding region runs from base 204 to 956 and encodes 250 amino acids.
AAUAAAGGGAUCCCUUCGUGCCUCUGAGAAUAUGCCAGCAGCAGCUGCUGGCCAGGAGCAAAAUAUUCUUUGGGAAUCAGCAUCAUCUCUCACUUCUACCAUAUAUUUAAGCAUAAACCCACAACUCCCAUUUUCGUGGUGAAAAGGGAACCGAUUGGCCAUCACCCAUCAGCCACCAGCCAGGAGUAAUCAACUAGGAAUCCAUGGGAGUCGAUGAUGCAUCGAACUCUUUGAAAAAGCAUUCUACAUCUCUAAAAGAGAUUCAUGGUGUGCAACUCGUAUACCAAAAUCCAUUUACAGUUGGGAGACAUCUUUGUAAGGACAGAACGACUUCUGAAGACUCGGAAAUUGUGGAAACAAGUCAAAGAUUGCUAUUGCGAAUAUGGCAGCAGAGGCCAUCAUGCUUGAGACCUAUUCGCUGUUGUUUGCAUGGUGAUCGGCACAUUGCAGAAACUAUUGCUAAUGUUUUAACUUCAUUACCUUUUAUUAUUCUUGGAUCUCAGGCUCCAAGAAAGAAUCUGAAAACCACUCUGUAUGCCAAUUCAUUAAUUGGUGUUGGGGUUGCUUCAAGUUUAUACCAUUUAUCUAGAGGGAAAGCCAGAAAAUACUUGAGAUGGGCAGACUAUACGAUGAUAGCAGCAACUACUCUUUGUCUUUCAGGAGCUCUGCGGGAUGAGAAUCCUCGACUGUUAAUGGCAGCUUCAACAUUUCUUUUGCCCAUUCAGCCUCUGAUGGUUUCAGCUGUUCACACUGGAAUGAUGGAGGUUGCAUUUGCAAGAAGAGCAUCCACGAAACCAGAGCUAAAGAUGGCACACAAUCUUCAUGCGGUAUCAUCUCUGUUAGGUGGUGCCCUGUUCAUUGCGGAUGAUUGCUUCCCGCAAACUCCUUAUCUCCAUGCUGCAUGGCACCUCGCUGCAGCUGUUGGGGUUGGAACAUGUAAUAAGCUUCUUGAAUAGUGUUAUAACAUUUUCAACAAAAAUCAAUUCGUUGACAUCAUUGUAUAGUACCAAGAGUAUUAAUGCAGAAAUCAGUUCUUAAUGUUUUUGUACU